UUAGCUGACCACAAAAGUGCUCUCAGUACCCGCUACUAAAAUGCGCUCCGGCAGGACUCCGGCUAUGCGGGCGAGCCACCUGUUAAUUGGUUAAAAAUUUCCCCAAAUUCAAGUCUGAGAGAUUAGCGCUCCGUUUCGAUCUAGCUUUCUUGUCUUCCCCUGACACGUAGUGGCGCCAAGUCUAGCGGAGGAGAAGGUGAGAAGACAGGUGCAAUCGGAGGGGAGACAUCAUGGGCUUCCGGAAGUUCUCCCCCUUCUUGGCUCUCAGUAUCUUGGUCCUGUGCCAGGCCGGCAGCCUCCAGGCGGCGCCAUUCAGGUCGGACCCGGAGAGCAGCCCAGACCUGGCUACAUUCAGUGAGGAGGAAGCGCGCCUCCUUCUGGCUGCACUGGUGCAGGACUAUGUGCAGAUGAAGGCGAGUGAGCUGGAGCAGGAGCUGGAAACAGAGGGCUCCAGCAUCACUGCCCAGAAGAGAGCCUGCAACACUGCCACCUGCGUGACUCAUCGGCUGGCAGGCUUGCUGAGCAGAUCAGGGGGUAUGGUAAAGAGCGACUUUGUGCCCACCAACGUGGGUUCCCAAGCUUUUGGCAGGCGCCGCAGGGACAUUCAAGCCUGAGCAGCUAAAUGCCUCCAAGAAGAAGGUUCCCCAUGAAGCUGCACUCACCACUUACAUUAAUUUCUGUUGACGACAACUUGGUGAGAACAGCCCUUGGAAGAUACAUGUUCGCAUCCUAAUAGAUACUGAAAAAAAGCACUUUUGUCACUUGAAAGGAAUGAAACUGAAUGCAAAAUAAGCUAAUUCCAUAUUUAUUGUGCAUCAUUUUUAUAUUUAAUUCUAUGUCCAGUAAAUGUGAUGGCAUUUCUCAUGGGCUGUAUCAUUGACUGUAUCAAGCAAAUUGAUUCUUUGAGAGCCAUCCUGUUGAUCACGGCAGCUCUGCCAAACCUUAGGGGGACAUGAAAUCACUGCCUCUUGUGGCCUCUGGGGACACAUGGUAAUGGUGAUGCUGUGCCUUGUUGUCUGAGAACAUGAUUGUAUAAUUUGUUUAAGAAAAUGUCAAUAUUGUGCCAUUUGUGAACUUCAUCAAGAUUAAAAGCCUAUUUUGGAUACAUUUGUUU
Nycticebus coucang (slow loris) is the source of this 1114-nucleotide messenger RNA. It is a transcript of the gene CALCB, whose product is annotated as calcitonin related polypeptide beta. Lineage: Eukaryota; Metazoa; Chordata; Mammalia; Primates; Lorisidae. Gene Ontology annotation, molecular function: calcitonin receptor binding; hormone activity. The transcript is spliced from 5 exons. The record is from RefSeq and is a predicted model, not a curated record. Gene Ontology annotation, cellular component: extracellular region. The coding region runs from base 231 to 614 and encodes 127 amino acids.